Molecule: messenger RNA, 468 nt
Organism: Oikopleura dioica
Lineage: Eukaryota; Metazoa; Chordata; Appendicularia; Copelata; Oikopleuridae
Source: the annotation of a GenBank genome assembly
AUGAAAUUUCCGUGCAUUGCGAUUUUGCUCUGGAUGAUGAUGUUUAUGUUCUCUAUUGGGCUGAUUGUGACAUUUAUUCUUCUGGUCCACUUUGACGUAUUCUUCGAACCCUUCGAAUUCGAAGACUUGAUCGUUCACGACUCUUUGACAAAUAAUGCGACCUUUUACGAGCUACCAUUCCAUUACUACAACCGAUAUGCAUCAGAAGCUCUUGAAUUCUUCAUUCAAUACAAGAUUUACUUGUAUUUCAUCCCUUUCUUCUUUUUCGUCGUCGUUUAUUACGUUUACAUGUGCCGAGUUCGCGCAGUUUAUGAAAUCACCGAUGCAGUUCCCAAGCACUCGUACUGCCAAAUUUGUUUUUUCACGACUUGCAUGCCGAAUAUGUCCAUCGCGGAAAUGGGAACUUACCACGAGAAUCGAGAAAAGUCUAUCAAAGAUCGAGGGCACUACGAAAUGCUCGUCGCCUAA